AUGGUGACCCCUCCAGCAAAUCUCGACCUACGGGCGACCUCACGAACAUCUUCACGCCCUCCUCUUCGAUCACCGAGGCUUCAUGUUGCUGGAGAAGCACCGCCGGAGCUCUCUCCUUUGGAUGCAUUCGCCUUGCAGAGCCGGUUGUUGGCGAAGCAACUGGAAGAGUCGCAAAACAGGGGUGGCCGGCGAAUGAGCAGAUUGCCGCCUCUGACCACCGAAAGCCCGCUUGUUGUGCAAGCCCGGUCUGAUUAUUUCCGUUCCAUGUCACAAGAUUCUGCGACAUCCGACCAAAGCUCCCAGUCUGAGAAUAUCAGCGACGCAUUUGGUCUGCGGACCGAGGUUCAGGAUGCCUUUUCCGAGGAUAAGAGACCCGUCUCCAUGCACCCCCGCAUGAGUCGUAUUCCACCAACCCCUUGCAAUGAUAUUCCUGUACCAUCGCUCGACCGCCAGACUAGUCGUGGCUUAGAUAUAGGCGAUACCGACACGGGAUUAUCUGCGUUUGGUGCCCAGCGUGUGGAAUCACCAGCCCCGAUGGAGUCGCCCCUAGAGGAACGUUUCUCAGCAUCACCAGUGCGACCUGGUCCAGCCCCGCUCUCCCCAUGGAGAACAAGUCUUUCUACAGUGUCCCUUCUCCGGAGCGCGCGUUGA
This is a messenger RNA of Parascedosporium putredinis, 651 nucleotides long. The record is from the annotation of a GenBank genome assembly. Lineage: Eukaryota; Fungi; Ascomycota; Sordariomycetes; Microascales; Microascaceae.